GCCUCCAACAACGAUGUCGUUCAAGUCCGGCGGUAUGAGCUCAACGAAGAAGGCCUGAGCCAGGCACGUUUGGCCUUCAAUUGCGAUGCGGUCUUCAAAUCCAUGUCCGAGUCCGGCGUCCUCAACCGCGGUUCGGACUGCGACGUGUUGCCGGGGAUGUUCGAUCUCACGGCAGCCUCCAAUAACAUCCCCUACGUCUGGUCUUUGCCUCAUUUCUAUCUCGUCGAAGCACAGGACAGCACGCAGCACCCGCGGAACAACCUCAUUGGCUUUGUCACACCGACAGGGCCUAGGUACCGCAACAUGGUUGUUGUGGAGCGCGAGUCUGGGCGAGUUCUGCAGAGCAUGCUGAAGGAGCAGAUCUCGGUGCUUGACCCUUCUUCUCAACAGCGCCUGUCGCGAGAACUCCUGCAGACACGGCCUCGAGCAGACCAUGAUGAGCUGGGCUGA
Molecule: messenger RNA, 450 nt
Organism: Symbiodinium sp. CCMP2456
Lineage: Eukaryota; Dinophyceae; Suessiales; Symbiodiniaceae
Source: the annotation of a GenBank genome assembly